GAGGGUGGCUUCACCAUGCGGACACAGAGGGUGCGCACGGGGCGCGCGUGCGUGCUCAUUUCGCUAGCGAGCAGGCUUCGCGAAAAUCAAUACCCAUGUCUGCUGUCCAUCUCGACUGCUAGCAAGGAAAGCUCCGUGUGUGCCAAAACAAUCGCAACAACACAAAUAUUCGGCAUGAUGUCCGUUUUGGAGGCAACGGCCGAGCUGCCGUUCAACUGGACGGGGUGUGCGGGGUGCGUGGUGGACGCACCGCCGCCGGACACAAUCCUGCAGAUCCCGCCGCCGCCGCUGCCCAGCUUCCUGCAGAUGGCGCCGCUGCUGCUGGAGCAGGGCAACUUGAGCGGCAACAGCCUGUACCUGGAGGAGGACGAUGAGCACUUCGUGCCGCCGUGCAACCCGCACUGCGACUGGUCCAACACACCUGGCGUCGAGUACGUCGAGCUUUCUCGCAAGGGCGCCGUCAGCCUCGAUGACACCUGGUUCCUCGUGCUCGUUGGCUCCAGCGUGGCCGUCCUCCUGCUCGGCGCAUUACUCGCUUUCGCACUCCUCAAGUGCAAACAUCAGCGGAGCCGCAAGAACCAGAUGGAGGCGUCGCGAGCGGCGGCGGCGGGUAAGCUGCGUCCGGUGAAGCUGAGCGGCCACUGCUGUGGACAGCCGAACGACCCGCACGCCCUUUGGGCCGCCCUAACCACGAAAGGCACUACGGCGCACUUCGCGGUGCCGCCAGACCACCGGUUGCACCACGGUGUCGACUUCUGUCGGCCCACGGCACCUGGCUUCGGCUACUACGGCGCCCUUGACCCGCGAUUCCCCCCGCCGACCACCACCAACAAGAGCGAACCGGGCACCCCUGAGUCGCAGAUCUACGCAGAAAUUCCUGAUAUUAAGAUGGGCAAACUGUCAAGCUUUGACAACACCGCGUUCGAAGACUACGCAUACGAAGACAUGCCAUCCGAGUCGUUCCCCCUAGCUGAGGUCUCCUUCUCCAGGCAAAGCACUCUGAGCCGAUUCGGCACCGCCCGACCCAUGGUCUCACCCCCGACGAGAAUCGACGCGCCUAAUCUGCCCCCGCUGAACCAGAUGAGGCAACGCAACCAGCUUCACAUCUAAAAAUUACCUUUUUCGUGCACAAAUUGAUGCAUUUCAAUAUUUAAUUAUUAGACAAUUUAUUGCAUUUUCUGUUUCGAUCUACGACUGAAUGACAAAGAUACUCGCUAUGAUCUCGAUUACGUAAAUUUAAGAAACUAUAAGUGAAAAUGUGAUAUUCAUUUGCAAAAUUUUUGCCGUUCCUUUCACACUUUGGUAGCAUCGCUUGAAAAAUUAUCCAGGGUAAUUGAAAAGGCACCGAUGCUGGCGGAACUCGCAUUGUGAAGAGGCAGAUUAUAAAACAAUUUAAAAACUCAUUAGAGACUAGUAAUUAGCAAUAUCUACAUAUACGAUGAGUGUUUUAUUAGUAGAAAAGAUGCUAAGGAAUCUUUUAAUGUGUCAUUAAUUGUGAUAGUCGCGUGUAUUUUUUGCUUUUGAUUCCGUCUCCGUCUGCGUAAUUAUAUUUGUUGUACAGAAAACAAUAAAGUAAAAAUCCAUACCCAACAA
Messenger RNA from Cloeon dipterum, 1593 nucleotides. RefSeq lists its product as uncharacterized. The transcript is spliced from 4 exons. The coding region runs from base 16 to 1110 and encodes 364 amino acids. The record is from RefSeq and is a predicted model, not a curated record. NCBI's taxonomy places the organism in Eukaryota, Metazoa, Arthropoda, Insecta, Ephemeroptera, Baetidae.